This is a messenger RNA of Amoebophrya sp. A25, 4938 nucleotides long. The record is from the annotation of a GenBank genome assembly. NCBI's taxonomy places the organism in Eukaryota, Dinophyceae, Syndiniales, Amoebophryaceae.
CGAUUAUAUAAGCAGAAUCCUGUUGAUGGUAAAAGGCCGCCACUGCUCUAGAACAUGACGUCGUGGUGUCGCUACGCGCGUUCUUGAAUAUAGGGAUUUUUUUUUGCAGUUGUUGCCAGUGGGACCGCGUCGACACUUUGAGAAUAGAAUGGACCUCUUUUAGUGAGGCUGUUACCAGUUGUUACCAGAUGCGUGCUUCUGGUCGCUGCCGUUUGCCGGUGGGCACUGGCUUUCCGGUUUCGCAGAAGUGGUCCUUCGCUCUAUCCACCUUGACUUUGGGCUUACUACAUCAAUGGCUUUUGGCAUUUUCUGCACCUUUAGCGGCUGCGGCGAAAAAUAGUGACAAGUGCGCAUCCUAUUACGAUGCCGUGGAGAAAAACAUGCUCGGGAGUACGACGUUCCUCGCGAUCACGUCCACGACUGGAAAAGUACUCUACACUCAAGUAGUAUCGAAUUGUAAGGCUAUAAAUCACCGAUAAGGGCGUUUGAUAUCGCUUUAAUGGUACUAUCAUCACGAUAAGAUGGAUGAGCUUUCUGAACCUGGUGCAUCGAUAAUCUAUAGUAAGAGCUAACGAGGAUCCGUCUAGCAAGAAUUACAGCAGACCGUGAACAAGUGGCACUUUCUAAAAAUUCUUUGGCAAGUGACGGGCGGGCCCUCGCCCUGGUGGAUAGCGGACUCACCACACCGAAGGACAUCGUUUAUUUAUGACGACGAACGAAAUGAGAAACCCAUCUUAUUUAACAUUUGCUUUCUUGAUGAACUAUACAAACUUUUUGGAGGAAGAGGAUUCCUCAAUCUCUAUCUAAUCACAAUCACUUACACCAGUCAAUUAUUUUUACGCCUUCUGCAUCCUCCAAUUACAUUACAAGUACUCCCCUUAUUCGGAAAAUUAUAAAUUUCAUCUGCUUCGAGUUCUACAGCUGACUAUUUAUGCUGAGAAGUAAAGAUGGGCUCUAAUUUUCGAUCCAAAAGCAGCACGCAUAUUCGUUUCGGACUUCGAAGGAAAGCGAAUUAUCAGCUACAAGAUUUUCGUCCAUGUCGACGAAAGUACUAUGAUAUUUUAGGAUCGAUAUUAGUCGAGACUAAACUUAAAAAUGCUGGUGACUCAUGUUUAUUAGUAAUUACUAUCGCGAAGCGAGUAUCAGCUUUUCUUUUUUCUUUGAUCCUUUUCUCCUCUUACUAAUGAGCUGUGCCUAACUUAGCAUUCUCGAGUACUACGUACUAGAGCUCUUCUUCUUAUCCUUUUGAUUCUUGACUCGACCUCGUAACGGUCUUUUUGUAUUUUCCAACCUCGAAAUUUUUUUGUAUCUCCAAGUACUAAGAUUUUUAAGUACUGACUAAGAACGGCGUAAAAUAAUUUAUAGUAUCACCGGGAGAUCUAUAAUUUACCCUUUAUUUCUUGGAGCUCCACCAGACUUCCCAUAACAAUUAAAUAACUAACUAACUAACUAACUAACUAACUUUACACUUUUAUUGUAUCACCAACAACCAAUUCGAUCUUGCGUCGUGUCAGGCACAUCAAUCAAUCAAUUCAGAAUUGAAGAAGCAUUUGCGAAUCAGAGGGGAUCGCAUAGUGGUCGCGGAAGACGUGAAAUCGGAAUACUUAGCUCUCGACCACGAAGGAAAUCUCUACUUCACGACCGGCGAUAGCGUGAACAAAAUUAGCAACGCACUACUUUAUGAACUUCAUCAUAAUUGUUGAUCUGCGCACAGAUAAAGUUACCGGAAAAGUUACCUCCGCAGGAAAGAGAGUUGCUAUCAAUCGUAUUGCCAGCGUAGCUCGUUCUGUGGGAUCCACAACCUAACCUAACCUAGCCUCACCGGAUGACUUUCGCUCGUCUUAGGAUACUCCCUUCGGCUAACAAGGUCCGUACUUUUGCUUAUGCUGUAGUUGUCGUGCGUGUACUCCUUGAGUACGAUGCUGUGACUUAGAAUAGCAACCGCAUCCGCAUUUUCCAGCACGAAUGAUUUUUUAUGUACUGAAGAGCCCACGAAGAACAGCAACCUGACGUGCAACAGCUAAGUUCUUUUUUACUCUAUAUAAAGAAAUAUAAGCUUUGGGUUGUUCUAGAUACGCGUCAUUAUUGAUUUCUGCACCACUUUCAUUUUCCGAAGCAGUUGUAUGCAGGGACGCUGAGAGCCAAGGACCUGAAAACGCAGUCAGAAGUGUCCGCUUUCUACGCCGCGCAAGAGGAGUUGCAAAAAAAUAGCGGGGUUCCUUUGCCUCCUGCAGUUGCACCACCGCAAAUCGUUGAAGUAGCGACGGGAUUGUCGCAAGCGACGGGAUUGAUCAGUAUUAACUGAGAAAUUUGUUACAACGCCUCUUUCUGUUACAAUGUCCCUAUCUUCAUGAUCGAAUUCUUUGGUGCUGAUGUUGUCAAUAAUACAAGCCCACGAUCUGAUUUCACAACGCUGCUGUCCCUGAUUGAAUCAUGAUCCAUUUGUUUCAUAGAACAGGCGGAUCUCUAUCAGUAUCCGCGUAGACAGUGGUUAGCUGACAUGCCCCAAGAGUGGUUACAUUGAUUCACUCAUUCGUUCAUUCAUUUAUCUCGAGUAUGAUCUAUAUUCUUCUACGCAGCAAAUGGUGAGCAAAUUUACUGGGGCCAGAGCAAUCCAGUGAAUAACAGUGCAGAAGUGGUUGCGGUCCCUGUCAUCGCGGACGCGCCCAAUCCGACAAAGACGAAGGUCGCUUACACAGUCAAUCCGAAGAUCGAAGGGGUUGCGAUGAACUAUUAAGGCGUUGUAUUCUGUUGCUAUUCUUUUCUAUUGCUAUUCUAUUGCUAUUCUAUUACUUUUCUAUUGCUAUUCUAUUGCUAUUCUAUUGCUUUUCUAUUGCCAUUCUAUUGCUAUUCUAUUGCCAUUCUAUUGCCAUUCUAUUGCUAUUGUAUUGCCAGUCUAUUGCUAUUCUAUUGAUUUUUUAUUGCUUUUCUAUUGCCAUUCUAUUGCUAUUCUAUUGCCAUUCUAUUGCCAUUCUAUUGCUAUUGUAUUGCCAUUCUAUUGCUAUUCUAUUGCUAUUCUAUUGCUAUUCUAUUGCUAUUCUAUUGCUAUUCUAUUGCUAUUCUAUUGCUAUUCUAUUGCUAUUCCAUUGCUGUUCUAUUGCUGUUCUAUUGCUGUUCUAUUGCUAUUCUAUUGCUUUUCUAUUGCUAUUCUAUUGCUCUUCUAUUGCUAUUCUAUUGCUAUUCUAUUGUUAUUCGAUUGCUAUUCUAUUGCGAUUCUAUUGCUAUUCUUUUGCUAUUCUAUUGCUAUUCUAUUGCUAUUCUAUUUUUGGAAGUAGUAGUAGACGUGGGCUUUCUUACAGUUUUGGCUGGUAUAUGCUUUCCGUUUAACCCCUACCACCACAAUGCAGUACGUCUGGGAAAUCUUAGGCAGCUCGCCGAAUACAUUCAAAGCAUCACGCUUUCCGUUUACUUGGAAGUAGAAGUAGCUAGACUAGUCUGUUCAUUAUUGUGAGGAAAACUUAGAUGGACACCCAUAGAAAUUUUAGAAGACUACAAGACCAAGCACAAAGCUUUUCUAAGACUACAAUAGUAUUUUUUUCGCUGCUGCUGGAACCGUCCUGCGCGUGCCGCAGAGUAACAAUAUGAACCUUCCACCAAGUAGUGCGGCCGCGACGACCCUAGCCACAGGUCUGGUGAGCCCACGGGGCCUCGCUUGGGAUCACGAUGGGACUCUUUACAUCGCGGACGGCGGCGCCAGUCAAUCGUCAGCGACAGGAGCCAUGUUUAUGUUGAACAGGUUGAUGUGACGAAGAUACGGCAGUGCAGAUUUGAUGCUCACUUGAUCAUCUGAUCUUAGUUAAUGUUAAUCCAGUGGAACGAGGGAUCAUUUUGAGUUUUUUCUAUACCAGUAAUAGGCUCAAGUGAAAAAUAAAAACUCGUUUUGAGCUACACUGCGUGCAAUUCGGGCUCGUGAUAAGGGCGGUGAAUACGAUAGUCAUCAUCUCAACCUGUUUCAUAUCCUUAAGCGGCUUGGUUUACUCGGUUCCAUCUGGAGCACCUGGCCUUGCUGACGUGCAGGAAGUAGUGGCGGCAGACGGGGCUUUCGGUGUUGCUGUUGUUAAGGGGACGGUGUUACCAGUCACUAGUAAGUAACCAAUCUACAACUACAAAUAUUACUGAUGCAGUCACAAAGAAUAUAUGGCCGUUGCUCGUCAAUUUUUCAAGAUCUCUAACGCCCUCUCGUGCUCCGACGAAGGCAUUGAGGUGAUACAAGAAACAACAGAGACCGCGACCUCGACAAGUCGAAUGUUUUUCUGGACACUGUGCGGCGUAUCAGGUGUCCUUCUCACUAUCGGGCUGGUGGUGCUCAGAUUCUAACCAUGCUUGAUCACAGGCUAAUACUUAGUAAGCACUUGAGAAAGACUAGUAUUUUUCUGGAAGAUUACUGCAGAUGAUCAUGAACAUGUGAAUAGAAAUUUUUUAGGUUACCACUUGUAGAAGACAUCAAAGUUAUACGACGAGAAAUGGCGGGACUGCAGAUGAACAUAAAAUAGAUUUAUGUCGUGUAUCACCAGUGAAGAUAAAAUGUCGUAACGCACCAGAUGCGAGCAGUAGAAAUUAAAUUUUAGUUCAAACAAUUAUCCCUUAAAUUUCAAAGUUACUUAACAUGUGCUUCAGAAAAAGAUGAAACGCACUGACAGAAAUUGAAUAGAAGCUUGUUUGAAAAUUAGUUGUUUUGCGAAUAGAUAAUCUCGACAGCCUUCAACUCUUUGAUUAGAUAGCCUUGACAUCAAAAGUAAAGGUACACUCAUGACUCCUUUGUAAAAAACUUCUAGCCUUCAACACGUCUGCUCCGCAUCUGUUGUACAGCAUCACGUAGAUUGGGUAUUCGGCAUCGCAACAAAGCUACUUUUGGACAGAACCCGGUCGUGAACCACUCGCUUUCGAAUCUGACAUAUUUCGCCUCUUUCGAUCCGUCCCUAUAGACGGAAAAGAGAU